AAUUAUUUCAGACAGUCCAAGCUCAAACACACUUUCAACUACGCCUGCCUCCUGAGAAGACAUGCAGUUCUGACUACUCUGGAUUACUCCAGGCAUUCCAGAUUUUUAUUUUAGAUGAAUUGAAGGCUCGUGGUUUAUGUCACCUCCAGGUAAAUGCAUUUGGAAAAACUGGCUCAGUUUCCAUGUGUGAUGAUUCCACUGUCUAUGUCGAAUGCCUGAGCGUGGAUCGCCUGGGAGUGAACAUCACCUGGAGGACUCAGCUAGAAAACAUCCCAACAGCUUCUCUCCCUGACUUACAUGAUAUUGAAAAUGCAAUUGUUGGGGAAAAUCUCAUUGGAGCAUUUAUAAAUGAGAUUAAGGAUGGUGUUUUUCUGCUGCAUUUGGAUUCCAAGCAGUUCCUAGCAGAUUCUGUCAUUGAUUUUCCCCGGGAUGAAGAGUUUGAUCUGUCUCCCCGUGUGCAGCUCGGAUGUAGGAGCGGGUUUCGAAGGAUUUCAUCUCCUGGGAAAGCAGGCCCUAAUUCACAAGGAUGUGUUGUUUGUCCUCCAGGCAGUUAUUUCCAGGAUGAUGAAUGCAUUCCCUGCCCUCUUGGCUACUAUCAGUAUCAGACAGGACAUUCCUCCUGUAUCAAGUGUCCUGUGGGCAAAACUACCAACUCCUAUGGGGCAAUCAGUUCUGAUCACUGUGUCACAUCCUGCCAGAGCAAUGAGCAGGGCCUGCAGUGUGAUGAAGAUGGCCAGUACAGACCUGCCCAGCAGGACCCUGACACCAGGAAAUCCCUCUGUGUCGACAGCUUUGGAGCAGCUCUGGACUGGACUCAAACAGAGGAUCUCCUUACAGAUGACCAGUGCUUGGUGCUCAGAAAAUUUGAAAGAGUUCCUGCCUCCAGCCUGAUUUAUGGAUCAGAAGAAGCUCAAAUUCUUCAAUCUCAGUCAAUUGGGGGAGACCUGCAAAGUACAUAUUUUCAGUGUAUUUCAGGCUGUGAGAGGGAAGAUGACUGUGGCUUUGCAACUGUUUCUCCUGCUGGUACCGAAGUGCUCUGUGAAUUAUACAGCGCUGCUGAAGCCAACUUCAACUGUACCACCUCUGGAUUGGUGCAAGGUGUCUUGGGGAACCCUGCUGCCACUAGCAUCAGUGGCCUCAGCUGCUUGCUUCGUGUCAGGAGCCCAGAGCGAGAUGCACUGAUGGUCUAUCUGAAGAGAGGACAGGAAUUCAACUCCUUUGGACCCAAGGCCUUUGAGAGGACUGGCUUCCAGAACGUUCUGUCUGGCGUGUACCGCUCCAUGGUGCUCCCUGGCUCCUCCCAGACUGAUGCUCAGCUGCUGUGCAGACAGGAGUGCAGCCGGGACUCCUGCUGUGAUGGAUUCAUCCUGAGCCAGCUCCUGCUGGAUGGAGGAACCAUUCUGUGCAGUUUGCUGAGCUCCCCAGACGUGCUGAUCUGCAAUGCCAAAGGCUGGAGUCCAACACCCACCUCAGCCAUGGGUGGGAUGUGCAAUGGUGUGAGCUAUGAUGAGAAGGAGAAGAGGUUUUCCUUCACUCUGGGAGGACAAGUGUUCAGUGGAACUUCUCAGUUGAUGGAAGAGGCAGGAAGAAAUUUCACUGCCUUUCAGGAAAUUUACCUGUGGAGAGACUCUGAUAUGGUCACCCGGAUGGAAACCUCUUUGUGUGAGGCUGCUGCUUUGAAAACAAAGGAUGAUCUCACGUUAUCAGAUUCCACAAAGGAUCUUUUCUACCUAAUGGACAACAGCCAGAUACAGAGUGACCAGAACUAUUCUCUCCCUUUCCAGCAGUAUUGGAUCUUCAGGCAGAAGUACUCAGCUGAGGAAGCUCUGCUUUGGUGUCUCACACGUUGUGCCCAAGAGGAAGAGUUUUGUCGAAUGGCAGAUCUGCAAAAUGCCACAGACAAAUACUUUGUGUGCAUCCUCUAUCCAGAAGCACAGAUUUGUGACAGCAGCAUUGACCAAAUACCAGGAAACUGUGCAACUGUGCUACCCUGGCAACCACAGACACUGUACCAUAAAAUAGUCACGCUUAAAAGUUCUGUGAAGAGCUUCUAUACACGUGUACCAUUCCAGAAAGUAACUGAAUUCUCAGUGAGGAAUAAGACUGACAUGAGCAGAAAAGCUGUUUCAGAUGGGUUUUUUGAGUGUGAGCGUUGGUGUGAUGCUGAUCCCUGUUGCACAGGAUUUGGCUUUUUUAAUGAUUCACAGCUGUCAGGUGGAAAGAUCGUGUGCGUGACUCUGAACAGCCUUGGCAUCCAGACGUGUGCUGAGGAAACAACAAGUGCCUGGCACAUUUCAAACUGCAGUUCACCAGAUGCUGAAGUCAAAAUACACCCAUUUGGCUGGUAUCAAAAGCCUGCUGACUUGAAGAGCACCAUUCCCAACUUGUGUCCACCUGUUAGUUUCCAACUCAGGCCAGAAAGUGAGUAUGUGGAUGCAUGGCAACCCUUAAGUGUGUCAUCUGUUCUCAUGGAUUCAUCCAUCUCAAACUUUGAAGUUGUGCAUGUUAGCAGAGAUAUAUCCAAUGACUUCUCCACUGCCAGAGAUUUUUGCCUGUCUGCUUGUUCAAAGAACCAGUCAUGUGUAGUGGUCACACUGGAAAUCCAGCCUUCAGCAAUAAGGUGCAUUUUCUACCCUGAUACCCAGAUAUGCAGACAUGGCCUGCAAGGGCACAGCUGCUGGGUUUUACUCAAAGAACCUGCUGCCUAUAUCUAUAGGAGACAAGAUUUACUCCUGCCCAUUGAAGAAUCAGAUUCAACCCCAAGAGCGUACAUCCCGUCCCAUGGGUAUCUGAUGGGCAAAUCCCAGGUGAUCCACAUUGGCUCAGAAUGGAGAAACAUCAGCCAGUUCCUGGGGGUCCCUUACGCUGCCCCUCCCCUUGGGGAGAGGCGCUUCAGCCCCCCGGAGCCGACUGCUUGGGAGGAAACCUGGAAUGCCACGGUGGCUCGGGCAGCAUGUUGGCAGCCAGGAGAUGGAGAGGCCCCGUCACAGUCUGUCAGUGAAGACUGUCUGUAUCUGCACAUCUUUGUUCCUGACACCACUGUCAAAAACAUGUCAGUGUUGGUGUUCUUCCACAAUGGAGGGAGUUACAGUGCCGAGGAGGGAAAGACAACCCUGGAUGGAUCAUACCUGGCUGCCGUUGGUAACGUCAUCGUCGUGACGGCAAACUACCGCGUCGGUGUCUUUGGCUUCCUGAGCACUGGUUCUGCUGAGGUGAGUGGGAAUGCUGGCCUUUGGGACCAGCUGGCAGCGCUGAGGUGGGUGCAGCAGAACAUCGCCAGCUUCGGGGGUGAUCCCAGCCGGAUUUCUCUGGGAGCCGAGCGCGGCGGGGCGGAUGUCACCAGCGUUCACCUGCUCACAGAGACAGCAGGCACAGACCUUUUCAGGAGGCUGCUGCUGAUGGUAAGUUCCAUUCCUGCUUCAGCUUCACCUGCAUUGUGA
Messenger RNA from Cyanistes caeruleus (blue tit), 3440 nucleotides. The record is from RefSeq and is a predicted model, not a curated record. NCBI's taxonomy places the organism in Eukaryota, Metazoa, Chordata, Aves, Passeriformes, Paridae.